GCAGAACGUUUAGAACAGAAAAGUUUUCAUAGGUAAUGUGGAUGCAAAUAAUGGUGAUUUUAAUGUGUUCAUGUUUGAGCAUGAAACUUCCUGGAUAUAUCUGGUCUGCAUACAUAAUUUACUAAAGCAUUUUAAAUUUUAUUUUGUAGCCAGGUGGAUUACCGAGCAAAAUUAUGGGCUUGCAAUUUUUGUUACCAGAGAAAUCAGUUUCCUCCUACCUAUGCUGGCAUAUCUGAGAUGAACCAGCCUGCAGAACUCUUACCUCAAUUUUCUAGUAUCGAAUAUGUAGUACAGCGUGGACCUCAGAUGCCUUUGAUAUUUCUUUAUGUUGUUGACACUUGUAUGGAAGAUGAAGACUUACAAGCUUUGAAGGAAUCCAUGCAAAUGUCACUAAGUCUCCUACCUCCAACUGCUUUGGUGGGGCUUAUUACUUUUGGGAGAAUGGUGCAAGUUCAUGAGCUUGGCUGUGAAGGGAUUUCCAAAAGUUAUGUCUUCAGAGGGACAAAAGAUUUGUCUGCAAAACAGCUUCAGGAGAUGUUAGGACUGACAAAAAUGAAUGUUUCACAAGUGGGUCGUGGCCCUCAGGUACAGCAACCACCACCAUCUAACAGAUUCUUACAGCCAGUACAGAAAAUUGACAUGAAUCUCACAGAUCUUCUGGGUGAACUGCAGCGUGAUCCUUGGCCUGUUCCUCAGGGAAAGAGACCUUUGCGGUCUUCUGGAGUGGCUCUUUCUAUCGCUGUAGGACUUAUAGAGUGUACAUUCCCUAAUACUGGUGCCCGGAUAAUGAUGUUUAUUGGUGGACCAGCAACUCAAGGACCUGGAAUGGUUGUAGGGGAUGAACUUAAGCUGCCUAUUAGAUCUUGGCAUGACAUUGAGAAAGACAAUGCCAAAUAUGUCAAAAAGGGUACUAAGCAUUUUGAAGCUCUGGCAAAUCGUGCUGCUUCAACGGGUCAUGUUAUUGACAUCUAUGCAUGUGCACUAGAUCAGACUGGUCUCCUGGAGAUGAAGUGCUGUCCUAACUACACAGGGGGUUACAUGGUAAUGGGAGAUUCAUUCAAUACAUCCUUGUUCAAACAAACCUUUCAGCGUGUGUUUACCAAAGAUGUGCAGGGGCAAUUCAAGAUGGGAUUUGGAGGCACCUUAGAAAUUAAGACCUCAAGAGAAAUCAAGAUAUCUGGAGCUAUUGGACCUUGUGUAUCACUCAAUUCUAAAGGGCCUUGUGUAUCAGAAAAUGAAAUAGGAACAGGAGGUACUUGUCAGUGGAAGAUAUGUGGACUUAAUCCUAGCACAACUUUAGGAUUGUAUUUUGAGGUGGUUAAUCAGCACAAUGCUCCAAUUCCUCAGGGUGGACGAGGUGCCAUCCAGUUUGUAACUCAGUACCAGCAUUCAAGUGGACAGAGACGUAUUAGAGUCACUACUAUCGCCAGAAAUUGGGCAGAUGCUCAGACACAGAUUCAAAACAUCGCUGCUUCUUUUGACCAAGAGGCAGCUGCCAUUCUUAUGGCCAGACUAGCUGUGUAUCGGGCUGAGACAGAGGAAGGGCCUGAUGUCCUUCGAUGGUUGGACAGACAACUUAUCAGAUUGCUUUUUGCUGGAUCAAAGGCCCUUGUACUCAUGGAAAGUCUCCCAUCUAUGAGGGGGAAGUGUCAGAAAUUUGGAGAGUACCACAAGGAUGAUCCAAGCUCCUUCAGAUUUUCAGAAACAUUCUCCCUUUAUCCACAGUUUAUGUUCCAUUUAAGAAGAUCUCCUUUCUUGCAAGUUUUCAACAACAGUCCUGAUGAAAGUUCCUAUUAUCGCCAUCAUUUCAUGCGCCAGGAUUUGACUCAGUCACUUAUAAUGGUUCAGCCAAUCCUCUAUGCCUAUUCUUUCAAUGGACCCCCGGAGCCUGUUCUUUUAGACAGCAGCAGUAUUUUGCCUGAUCGCAUUCUCCUCAUGGACACCUUUUUCCAGAUCCUUAUUUAUCAUGGAGAGACCAUAGCACAAUGGCGGAAGUCAGGCUACCAGGACAUGCCCGAAUAUGAAAACUUCCGUCAUUUGCUCCAAGCUCCAUCAGAUGAUGCACAGGAAAUUCUUCAUUCCAGAUUUCCAAUGCCACGGUACAUUGAUACAGAGCAUGGUGGUAGUCAGGCUCGUUUUCUGCUAUCUAAAGUUAAUCCCUCUCAGACACAUAAUAAUAUGUAUGCCUGGGGACAGGAAUCUGGAGCACCCAUUCUUACAGAUGAUGUCAGUCUGCAAGUCUUCAUGGACCAUUUGAAGAAACUUGCUGUAUCAAGUGCUGCCUAAAUGAACGUGUGGAGUCUUAGGAGAUACUGACUAGCUGAAUUAACAUUUCAGCUUUAUUAUACAUUUUAUAUAAUUGCAAAAUGGAUGCUCUGAUGUGCGCAAGCUGCCUAGCUACAUCGUAAAGUAAUGUAAUUUCCAAGAGAGCCCAUUUAUUAUAAAAGGCCUGAGUACAAACAACAGUUUUGAAAAGAAAUUGGAUUGGGAUUUAAUCAGAGAAUAGUCUUUUUGGUUUCAAAGAUUAUAUUGUAAUUUGUCUUAGUCCAUUAAUUAUAAUUUUGUACUGUCUUUUAUAUUCUAAUGGUGGACAAUAUUAUUUUGGCUUGCACUGCAAAGACAUUGCAAACAUAGUAUUUUUUAAAAAUCCAUUGCCAGCACUGCGCUACCAUGAUUUUCGUUAUGUUAUUUUUCAUGUUUAUUCAUUUGGGCUAGAAAAAGAACAAAGAAAAAUUACCAUAAAAGAUAUAUAUCGGGGUUUUUUUUUUUGAAAUCUGAAAUUAUUUAUUUUCUAUAAUCAGCUAUACAUUGAUAGUUUAAUAAGAGUUCUUUUUUGUUGUUGUUCUUUAGUGUGUUUGGAUUGAAAAUUCUUUGUAUCCUUCCUAACUCAAGAAGCUGAACAAGCCAAAAUAGAAGAAGAAUUGCUGUUUGUUAUUCAAAACUUACAUUUUGACAGUUCUCUUGAUAAUCUCUGGCGAAGCCUGUAAGUGAUACAGUUAGUUGAAACACUAUUAAAUGUGACUGCUCUCAGAACAGAUGCAAAUUGAUAUCUUGUACCUGUCAGCAGAGUAUAGGCAUGGGGAAACACACACAGUACAGUACCAUAAACAAAAGCAUAUUGCUGCCUGUUUCCACAAGUAAGGAAUACUUUUUUAUUAUAGCCAUAUACUAUUAUGACAUUGUGUGGUUUUUGUGUUUUGUUUGGUUUCUGUUUUGUUAUAAAUUAUGCAGUUUGCGAUUCCAGCUGAAACAGUAUUAAACAAUACAUACUGUAAUUGUAAUAAAUCUGGUAAUACUCAGUUUCAGAUUUAUUUCCUUAAAAACAAGCAAAUUCACCUUUUAAUAAUAAAGUUUUAAGUACAAAACUGA
Molecule: messenger RNA, 3369 nt
Organism: Sceloporus undulatus (fence lizard)
Lineage: Eukaryota; Metazoa; Chordata; Lepidosauria; Squamata; Phrynosomatidae
Gene: SEC23A
Product: SEC23 homolog A, COPII coat complex component
Exons: 19
Coding region: 238-2286 (682 amino acids)
Biological process (GO): COPII-coated vesicle budding; COPII-coated vesicle cargo loading; endoplasmic reticulum to Golgi vesicle-mediated transport
Cellular component (GO): endoplasmic reticulum exit site; COPII vesicle coat
Molecular function (GO): GTPase activator activity
Source: RefSeq, a predicted model, not a curated record